CCCUCUCUAGUCUCUAGUAGCAGCGGCUUAAAACACCCGCAAGAAGCAGAGAAGGGUGCCCAAAACCCUUCCCUUCUUUCACUCUCCAACAUGGCAACCUCUUCACAAGCUCAGGCCGUCAAGUCCCUCAACAAAUCGGCCGGACGCCGCCGCUUUGUCUUCAAGAGCGUCUCUGAGAGACUAGAAGAAGUCGAAAUCGAUGUCUUCCGAAGCCUCGAUAAGCUAAAGGACGAGCCUUCCCCAGGCUCCACGUUUUUCCGGGACUGCCUCGUAGAAUGGAGGGAAUUGAAUACCGCAGAGGAUUUCAUCUCAUUCCACGAGCAGAUGACGCCGUUGGUCCAGACAUUGCCUUUGAUAUUGUUGCACAAGGAGACCAUUUUCGAAGCAUUGGUUUCUAGAUUGCAAAUCAGUGCAAGGUUAUCGCUUGAGCCUAUUCUGAGGUUGAUUGCAGCUCUGUCCCGAGAUCUCCUGGAGGACUUUAUCCCCUUCUUGCCAAGGAUUGUCGACUCUCUAGUGUCUCUUUUAGAUAGCGGUGCUGAUAGGGAGCCUGAGAUCGUGGAGCAGAUCUUUACAUCCUGGUCAUGCAUUAUGAGGGAUUUGCAGAAAUAUCUUGUGCACAAGCUUGUAGAUAUGCUAGAGGUUACUGCAAAGUUAAGAUAUUAUCCAAAGAAUUAUGUCCAAGAAUUAAUGGCACAGGCGAUGGGAUUCUUGCUGAGAACGAGAACUGCACCUUUUGUGCAGCUUGACAAAGGUGUCAGAAAGAUCAUGCUUGAUGUUGUGGAGGAAUCAACACCUUUCAGAAAAUAUGGAGUCAGUGCUUUACUAUAUUACGCCAUGACGGGAACCUCAACAAGGUUCCAUUCUAGAGCCAAGCAAGUGUUACUUUUAUUGAUGGACAACUCAAUACUUGGUUCAGCCACUGUUAUUGAAGUCUUAAUUUCUGCAUUACAGAGAUUGUGUGAGGAUUUGGACUCCAAGGAGUUAAACUUAAUGUUCGAAUGCUUAUAUCAGGAAAUAAAGGGCUGUGUGACUAAUGGAGGUGUACUGCGUUUAAGCCGGCUGUUGUCACUGCUUGUGUCUACUGUUCAGGUGAAGAAUGGGAAAGCGGUUUCUGAUUACAAACAAAUGCUUGAAAUUGUGGGGGUGCUUGUGCGGACAUAUAUCAUACCCUCUGGCAUUCAGAUGGGAGAGGAACAUUUAUCUGAAGUCGUUGAUAAGAUUUUUCAGUUAAUGCUCAGCAUUCUUAGCGGACUGCACACUUAUAAUGAUUUGUCAACCAUCUUUGGCUGUUCGUUGCAAUGGGCUCCUGUAUUUGAUUUACAGAAGUCAAGCUUGUUGGGGUUUAUUCAACAACUGCUACAAAAGGAUAUUUGUAUAGUAGAUACCUUCCGAGUUAACAUUUUAAGAGUCAUGAAUGUUUUAAUAGAAACUUCAGAAGAAGAUGUUAUAUAUCUGUUAGUCUUCUUCUGUGAAAGGCUGCAAAGGGGAGCACAAAGCUUUAAGUUACUAGAUGGAUCACCUGAACUGUCCAGGAUCCAAUGUUUUCUGAGUGGCACGGUCAGUAAAUGGGUUGGGGUUUUAAAGGGUGUUCAGAAUGGGGAUUUAGCAUCUACUUCAAUUCAUGAAGCUGACUUGGCCCUGCUGUGGGGAAUUAUUAACUGCUUUCCGCAAAUAGUAGACUCCCAAGAAGGUCCAUCCUUGUUACUUGAUUUGACAGAUGCAAUCGAUCAACUCCUGAUGAUUGAAGAUGGGAAUAUUGCAGGCUUUCCUAAACGCACUUGGCAAAGCCUAAUUGGCACUUCCUUAAAUUCCUAUUACAAAUUGACUUGCGGUAAAAAUUUGGAGCCAGAAACAAGCAGAUUUUUAGUUCUUGGAAAAAGACACAAAUCAUGUUCACAUGUGUUGGUUGCUGUUGCUGAUUUUUUGGACUCUUUGUAUGGGUCUGCGAUGGAUGGCGACACCCAGUUUACAAUAUAUCAUCCAGAACUUAGUGCAUAUAUGGCUAUGGAUGCUUUAAAGAUGUUUGCUGACAAUUUGUGCCACCCAGACAGAGGGAUUCGUGCUUCAACUCUUAGAAUAUUAUGCCACUUUGAAACUUUAAGUUGCGAUGAGCCAGUUCUGAAAAAGAUGAAAACUGAACUUUCUCCUACUUCUCAUGUCGAUAACAAAGACUUUAAUGUUCUUCAGCUUCUUCUGUCAAUCGAGUCAACUCCUCUUUCAAUUUCUACCAGCAGAAAAGUUACUCUAUUGAUUUCUAGAAUACAGAUGGGCCUCUCUGCUGGAAAAAUAUCUGAAGCUUAUCUUCCCCUUGUUGUAAAUGGCAUGAUUGGUAUCUUCCAUAACCGGUUUAGUCAUCUUUGGAAUCCUGUAUCAGAGUGCCUUGCAGUUCUGAUAAGCCGAAGUAAUGGACUUGUAUGGGAAAAUUUUCUCAAUUAUUUUGAGCAAUGCCAGUCCUUAUUUCAAGCAUCUAUUGAUCAAGUUGGCCAAGGUGAUACUGUGCUGUCCAACAAGUCAAGUGAUCUGGUUGAACGUUUUAAUUUGUUUGUUACCCCAACAUCUGAUAGUACACCAACGGCAACAGUUUUGUCUUCCUUGCUCCAAUCUUUACAAAAACUUCCAAUCAUUGAAUCCAAGUCUCAUCAGAUUCUGCCUUUAUUUCUGAAAUUUUUGGGCUAUAAUUGUGAAAAUUUUGUAAGUGUGGGAUCUUUCAAUUCAAAUGUUUGUAAAGGUAAAGAGUGGAAACGUGUCCUUAAAGAAUGGUUAAACUUGCUGAAACUGAUGUACAACCUUAAGCACUCAUAUCAGAAUCAGUUUCUUAAAGAGGUUUUGCAAAAUAGGCUCUUGGAUGAAAAUGAUGCUGAAGUACAGAUGAAGGUUCUCGAUUGCCUCUUAAUCUGGAAAGAUGAUUUCCUGCUCCCAUAUAGUCAGCAAUUGAAAAACUUGGUCAGCGUCCAAAAUUUAAGAGAAGAAUUAACAAGAUGGAGUUUGUCGAGAGAGUCUAAUCUAAUUGAAGAACAACACAGAGCUUACCUUGUGCCCAUUGUUAUCCGACUUCUGAUUCCCAACGUCCGGAAAUUGAAGAAACAUGCUUCUCAGAAGCACUCAAGAGUAAAUCAUCGCAAGGCAGUGCUCGGUUUCAUAGCUCAACUUGAUGUUGAAGAGAUACCUCUUUUCUUUGCAUUGUUGAUAAAGCCCUUGCAAAUUAUUUCGAUAGGAAGUGAAGGUGCUGCAAACUGGUUUUGGAGCUCAUCAAAUGGUUCUGUGGAAGAAUUUCGAACAUUGAAUUUCUUGAAGUAUUUCACGUUUAGCAAUAUUACAGCCUUGUCUUCGAAGAAAAGAAGUGCUUUUCUACAUGUGAUUGAAGAUGUUCUUGGAGUUUUUGAUGCAUCACGUGUUGGUCCCUUCCUUGAUUUCAUAAUGGGAUGUGUUGUUCGGAUAUUAGGAAGCAGUACUUUAGGUCUUGAUGUGGCAAAAGGCAAAGGUUCUUCUUCCCUUACUAAUUAUUCUGAUGCUAAUCUUGCUUCCCUUGGAUAUGAUGGGGCAGUGGAUAAUAAUGUUUUGAUAUCUACGGCUGUGGGGCAGUUGAAGGAUUUGAGAUCUUUAUCCUUGAAAAUUGUGUCCUUUGUUCUGAAUAAGUAUGAAGAUCACGACUUUAGCUGUGAAUUCUGGGAUCUUUUCUUCGGGUCGGUGAAGCCCUUAAUUGAUGGUUUCAAGCAGGAGGGAUUCAGUGGCCAGAAGCCUAGUUCACUCUUCUCUUGCUUUCUUGCUAUGUCUAGAAGCGAAAAAUUAGUAUCACUGCUGUGUAGGGAGCAAAACCUUGUCCCUGAUAUACUCUCAAUUCUAACCGUCACGUCAGCAUCUGAAGCUAUUGUGGCUUGUGUUCUGAACUUUGUUGAGAACUUGUUGAUUCUUGAUGAUGAAUUGGGUGUUGAAGACAAUGCUGGAAAAAGAGUUAUACUUCUGUACCUUGAAGCACUAGUUGAUAACUUGCAUUGUCUCUUCGAAAAUAAUGUUGCAGCCAAGAGGAAAUUGCUUAAACACCCAGGGGAGACAGAAGUGUGGAUUUUUAAAAUAUUACCAAAGUAUAUAAGUGAUGCAUUGUCAGCCCGGAAAUUCGUGGAUAUAUUGCUCCCUGUUUUAGCAAAUGGAGCUCAAGAUUCAGAAUUUCGAUUUGAAGCUGUGCAAGUCAUUUGUGAUAUUAUUCCAGUACUAGGGAGUGAUGUUACAAAUAAUAUUUUGAAUGCAGUAUCUCCAUUACUUAUUUCUACCGAUCUAGAUAAGCGUUUAGUUAUCUGUAAUCUUCUGGACACACUUGCCAGAGCGGACCCUUCCGUUCAAUUUGUGGCAAAACUUGUCCAGGACUUAAAUGCAACCUCUAUCACGGAAAUAGAUAGCCUUGAUUAUGAUAGAGUGCUCAAUGCUUAUGGAAAGAUCACGGUUGAUAUGUUCAAUACCAUUCAAGAGGAUCAUGCAUUGGUCAUAUUGUCUCACUGUGUCUAUGACAUGUCAUCUGACGAAUCAACCUUGAGGCACCGAGCUUACGAUUCAUUGCUUUCAUUUGUUGAAUUUUCUGCCCUCAUACUUGGCAAAGUAUUGAACAAUGACUCUGAAAUGCCUGACAAGAUGUUAGCCUCUGAGGAUCAUUGCUGGACAAAAGUUUGCAUUCAGCGCAUAAUAAGCAAAUUUCUUUUAAAGCAUAUGGCUAAUGCUAUGAAGAGUGGGACAGCUGUUAGAGAGGAAUGGGUCGAGUUACUUAGAGAAAUGGUGUUAAAACUUCCAGAAGUGGCAAACCUUGGUUCACUGAAACCUCUUCAGGAUGAAAAUCUUGAAAUAGAUUUUUUCAAGAAUAUCCUUCAUAUACAGAAACAUAGGAGAGCAAGGGCAAUGAAACGCUUUAAGAAUUUUGUCACAAACAGCUAUAUGCCAGAGGGCAUCACAAAGAAACUGUUUGUUCCCUUCUUCUUCACGAUCUUGAUGGAGGAAGAAAAAGGAGAGCAUAUAAAAAAUAUGUGCAUAGAGGUGAUUGCUUCAAUUUCAAGCAGGGAGUGGAGUUCAUCCUACUUGUUGCUGAUGAGAUGCUUCAAUGAGAUUUCCAAAAAUCCUCUGAAACAGAAGCUUCUUUUGCGGCUAAUUUGCUCUAUCUUGCACCAGUUCCACUUUUCAGAGACAAUUGAUACUGCCUCUGUAAAUGAAACACAAACAUGCCUUCAUAAAACUGUGCUUCCUAAGAUACAAAAGUUACUCAGCGAUUCUGAAAAGGUCAGUGUUAACAUCAGUCUUGCUGCACUGAGAGUAUUAAAGUUGCUACCUGGAGAUGUAAUGGACUCGCAGCUUCCUAGCAUUAUUCAUCGCAUUUCAAACUUUUUGAAGAACAGAUUAGAAAGCAUCCGUGAUGAAGCUAGGAGUGCUUUGGCUGAUUGUUUGAAGGAGCUUGGGUUGGAAUACUUGCAUUUUAUAGUCAAAGUUUUGCGAAGCACUUUAAAACGUGGAUUUGAGUUGCAUGUCUUGGGAUAUACUCUAAACUUUAUCUUAUCAAAGUUUCUCGUUACUCCUAUCAGCGGGAAACUGGACUACUGUUUGGAAGAUCUUCUUUCUAUUGCACAGAAUGAUAUUCUUGGAGAUGUUGCCGAGGAAAAAGAGGUUGAGAAGAUUGCUUCCAAAAUGAAAGAAACAAAGAAGCAAAAGUCUUUUGAAACUCUGAAAUUGAUUGCUCAAAGCAUAACAUUCAAAAGCCAUGCCUUGAAGCUUCUGUCACCUGUUAUAACUCAAUUUGAGAAACAUCUUACACCAAAAACAAAGUCAAAAUUGGAAAGUAUGUUGAAUCACAUAGCAGCUGGUAUUGAGUGUAAUCCAACUGUUGAUCAGACUGACCUUUUUAUAUUUGUACAUGGCCUGAUUGAAGAUGGAAUAAAAGAAGAAAAUGGUAAGGGUGAGACUUCGUUCAUUACGGGGGGAAAUGGACAUCGUCGAAGGGAUUUGGUUGGAAAAGUUGAUUCCUCAGGCCGCAUUGCAGGUGCUAAAUCAGUGUGUUCACAUCUUAUUUCUGUGUUUGCUCUUGGGAUGUUGCAGAAACGCAUAAAGAAUUUGAAAGUGAGAAAAAAUGAUGUACAAAUAUUGUCAAUGUUGGAUCCUUUUGUCAUACUGUUAGGGAAGGGCUUGAAUUCCAAGUAUGAAGAUGUCUUAUCUGCAACACUUAGAUGCCUAACUUCGUUGGUCAGGUUGCAUUUACCUGCCAUUGAAGAUCAAGCAGAUAGUAUAAAAGCAGUGCUCUUUGAUAUUGCUCAUAGUUGGUUAAAUACCGGCAGUUCUCUAAUGGAGUCAUGUCUGAGGCUGUUAACUGUACUUUUGCGGGGCAACAAAAUUACUCUUUCCUCCGAUCAUCUACAUCUAUUGAUUCAGCUUCCAGUGUUCGUUGAUAUUGAAAGGGACCCCUCAUUUGUUGCUCUUUCACUUCUGAAGGCAAUUGUUAAACGCAAGCUAGUUGUUCCGGAGAUAUAUGAUCUUGUUACUAGAGUCUCAGAAUUGAUGGUAACAAGUCAAGUAGAACCAAUUCGUCACAAAUGUAGUCAGAUUCUGUCUCACUUCUUAAAUGAUUAUCCUCUUUCAGAAAAACGAUUGCAACAACAUUUGGAUUUUUUGCUGUCUAAUCUGAGGUAUGAGCACUCUAGUGGAAGAAAAACUGUGCUUGAAAUGCUCCAUGCAGUUAUCGUUAAAAAUCCACGAAAUGUUGUAGAUGAGCAAUCACAGACGUUUUUUGUCCAUUUGGUGGUUUGCUUGGCUAAUGAUCGGGAUAAUGAAGUUCGUUUGAUGGCUGGUGCGGCUAUAAAACGUCUCACUGGUUGUGUAAGCCCACGCUCACUUCUCUCCAUUCUUGAGUACAGUCUAUCUUGGUAUUUGGGUGAGAAGCAGCAACUGUGGGGUGCAGCAGCACAGGUUUUGGGGUUGCUGGUUGAAGUUGAAGUCAUGAAGAAACGAUUCCACAAGCAUAUCAACAGUGUAUUAAAAGUGACUAAAAGCAUCUUGCAGUCUGCCAUCGAUGCUGUCACUCAUGAUUCUCCUCAUGAAACUGCCAUUCCUUUCUGGAAAGAGGCAUUUUAUUCAUUGGUUAUGCUGGAAAAAAUUCUGAAUCAGUUCCAUGAUUUGUGUUUUGAUAGGGAUCUUGAGGAUAUAUGGGAAGCAAUUUGUGAGUUACUCCUGCAUCCACACAUGUGGUUACGUUGUAUUUCAAGUCGUCUUAUAGCCUUCUACUUUGCUUCCGUAAAAGAGUCUUGCUCAGGAGAUCAUGAAAAUCCAUUUGGCACUUACUACCUUAUAAAACCUAAUAAACUUUUCAUGAUAGCUGCAUAUAUCUGCUGCCAACUGAAGACACAACUCAUUGAUGAUGCAGCCAACAAACUGAUUACACAAAAUCUUGCAUUCACUGUGUGUGGUGUGCACUCUUUGAUGGGACAAACAGAGUGUGCAGAUUCUCACCAGUUUUGGUUUAACCUUGAACAGCAUGAGCAAGACCGAUUUCUUAAAGCUUUUGAGUUGCUCGAAGCUAGAAAAGGAAAGACCACGUUUUUAUCUCUUACCUCUGGCAUGUGUGACGCAAAUGAUGAAAAUCCCUCCAAGAAUAUUCGAUGCUUGCUUGUCUCUAACUUGCUCAAGAAAAUGGGAAAGAUUGCCCUUCAAAUGGAGGCUGUCCAGAUGAAAAUUGUCUUUGAUUGUUUCGAAAAAAUUUUGUCUGAAAUGAGUCGGGAGGAUUGCCUGCUUUAUGCUUAUGAAAUGUUGCAGCCCUUGUAUAAAGUUUGCGAAGGAUUUUCUGGGACUGUGAUCCCUGAAAAUAUGAAGCAAUUAGCAGAAGAAGUUUCUGGACGUCUACGCAGUAAACUAGGCAGCCAAAAUUAUGUACAAGUUUACAAUGACAUCAGGAAACAACUCAAGGCAAAAAGGGAUAAGAGGAAACAGGAUGAAAAGCGCUUGGCUGUAGUUAAUCCUAUGCAGAAUGCCAAGAGGAAACUGAGGAUUGCAGAGAAGCAUCGGGCCAACAAGAAAAGGAAGAUGAUGACAAUGAAAAUGGGGAGAUGGGCACAUCAUUCCAAGUCAAAGUGAUUUUGCAACAAGUUUACAUUGUUAAGGCCGACCAGAUAAGGAUUUGCUGAUCACGAUAAUUACCAAUACAAGGAUGGACUAAUUUCCAUAUUCUGUUAGAUAUUGCGGAUGCAGCCCAGUUUUGUCAAGAUGACUGUUGUGGGUGACUUUGACAGGGAUUGCACUAUCAAGUAGACAUAGCAAUCCGACUAAGACUCAUCUGAUGUAUAGUAAUUUUUCUUUCCAAAAUCAUACCAUUUAUAAGUAAUAUUGAAAAUAACCUUGUUAAAUGAUCAUCAAUUAUGUUACCCUA
Messenger RNA from Rosa rugosa (rugosa rose), 8386 nucleotides. Its product is annotated as U3 small nucleolar RNA-associated protein 20. Gene Ontology annotation, molecular function: calcium channel activity. The coding region runs from base 91 to 8094 and encodes 2667 amino acids. Gene Ontology annotation, cellular component: membrane; 90S preribosome; small-subunit processome. Lineage: Eukaryota; Viridiplantae; Streptophyta; Magnoliopsida; Rosales; Rosaceae. The transcript has 31 exons. The record is from RefSeq and is a predicted model, not a curated record. Gene Ontology annotation, biological process: calcium ion transmembrane transport.